AUGGAUGUGCUACUGCACAUUCUCGGUCCCGACGUGCCGCACCCUCAACUCAGCGCACUUACUGUCAACUCAACCUUCUACAUCGCCGGAAUUCCCCAUCUCUAUCACGCCCCAAUCAUCAAAUCCAAGCUCGCCUCCUUCUUCCUCCACACUCCACCUGGCGCCCCGGCGGACAUUGGCGCUCUAUCCACCGCCGAGCUGGUCAGCACCGGACAGACCAAGCUUGCGGCCCUCCGCUACGUCCGCAGCAUACACCUCCUCCUCGCAAACUACGUCGCGUCGGAGGAUGAGGACCUACAAAUGACGGAAGAGCAAAAGGGGCAGCAAGAGGUCGAUAUAUGCGCCGCCGUCGCCGGAGAUCUCGAAGCUGCUCUGCUGCUGGUCGAGAACCUCCCACGAGGAACUCUACCCAUGCUGCAGACAGUCCGAACUGGGGACACCAUCGUGACUACCAGCUUUCCCCACCCCACGUUGAACGACAGGACUACUCAAAGGAGCCUGUCGGCUUGGCACUUUGCCUGGUCACUCCUGAUGACCGCAGUCCCCAAGGUGUGGUGUCAGGGUGGCGGCGCCGGCCCUCGCCUCUCCCC
This is a messenger RNA of Dioszegia hungarica, 590 nucleotides long. RefSeq lists its product as uncharacterized. NCBI's taxonomy places the organism in Eukaryota, Fungi, Basidiomycota, Tremellomycetes, Tremellales, Bulleribasidiaceae. The annotation marks the transcript as partial. The record is from RefSeq and is a predicted model, not a curated record. The transcript is spliced from 2 exons.